GCCCCGCCCGCCCUUCAGGCUGAUGCCCACCCAGCCCCACGACCACCGGGAAUGGAGUGAGUCUAUGAACUCCCUGCGCAUCAGUGUGGGGGGCCUUCCUGUGCUGGCGUCCAUGACCAAGGCCGCGGACCCCCGCUUCCGGCCCCGCUGGAAGGUCAUCCUGCCAUCCUUCCUGGGCGUCACGGUGCUUUGGCUGCUCUACGCCCACCGCACACCCCCGGGCCGCGCCCCGGCCACCGGCGGGCAUGGCUGGCCACUCAGCUGGCCACCGGGCCCCGCACCGCGCUACAAUGACACGUACCCACUGUCAGCACCACAGCGGACGCCGGGGGGCACGCGCUACCGCAUUGCGGUCAUCGCCGACCUGGACACGGCAUCGCGGGCCCACGAGGACAACACCUGGUUCAGCUACCUGAAGAAGGGCCACCUGACCCUGUCUGACAGCGGGGACACCGUGACGGUGGAGUGGGACAAGGAUCGUGAGGUCCUGGAGUCUCACCUGGCCGAGAAGGGCCGCGGCAUGGAGCUGUCCGAGCUGGUAGUCUUCAAUGGCAAGCUCUACUCCGUGGACGACCGCACGGGCGUGGUCUACCGCAUCGAGGGCACCACAGCUGUGCCCUGGGUCAUCCUGUCCGACGGCGAUGGCACGGUGGGCAAAGGCUUCAAGGCGGAGUGGCUGGCCGUGAAGGACGAGCACCUGUACGUGGGUGGCCUGGGCAAGGAGUGGACCACGGGCACCGGGGAGGUGGUGAACGAGAACCCCGAGUGGGUGAAGGUGGUGGACUGCAGUGGCAGCGUGCACCACGAGAACUGGGUGUCCAGCUACAACGCGCUGCGUGCAGCCGCCGGCAUCCACCCACCAGGCUACCUCAUCCAUGAGGCCGCGUGCUGGAGUGACACGCUGCAGCGCUGGUUCUUCCUGCCACGCCGCGCCAGCCACGAGCGCUACAGCGAGCGGGAGGACGAGCGCCGUGGCACCAACCUGCUGCUGCGUGCCACGCAGGACUUCAGCGGCGUGACCGUCAGCCGCAUCGGGGACGUGGUGCCCACGCACGGCUUCUCCUCCUUCAAGUUCAUCCCCAACACCGACGACCAGAUCAUUGUGGCCCUCAAGUCUGAGGAGGAUGGUGGCACAGUGGCCACCUACAUCACGGCCUUCACACUGGACGGCCGCUUCCUGCUGCCCGAGACCAAGAUCGGCAGUGUCAAGUAUGAGGGCAUCGAGUUCAUCUGACCCAGGCUGGACUCCUGUGUGCGCUGCCCCACCCAGGCCCGAGUGGGCACUGCCGCCUGCGCCAUGGUUCCCUGUUCAAUAAACACUCCCUGAGUUCUGGGG
This is a messenger RNA of Sorex fumeus (smoky shrew), 1336 nucleotides long. RefSeq names its product calcium activated nucleotidase 1 (gene CANT1). The record is from RefSeq and is a predicted model, not a curated record. Gene Ontology annotation, biological process: proteoglycan biosynthetic process. Lineage: Eukaryota; Metazoa; Chordata; Mammalia; Eulipotyphla; Soricidae. Bases 23 to 1234 code for a protein of 403 amino acids. The transcript is spliced from 3 exons. Gene Ontology annotation, molecular function: UDP phosphatase activity; GDP phosphatase activity; calcium ion binding.